Molecule: messenger RNA, 3270 nt
Organism: Hypomesus transpacificus
Lineage: Eukaryota; Metazoa; Chordata; Actinopteri; Osmeriformes; Osmeridae
Product: SH2 domain-containing adapter protein E-like
Exons: 6
Coding region: 776-2161 (461 amino acids)
Molecular function (GO): phosphotyrosine residue binding
Source: RefSeq, a predicted model, not a curated record
AUGAAUCGUUGAAUUGUUUCCAAAAGACUAUCCUUAGCCACAGCCUUUAGUAAAGAGCAGACCCCCAAAAUCACCGCCCCCUAUAAAUGAAUCCCCCCACCCUUGUUUCUCAGCCACUCUAUUUCUGAGAGAUCACUGAGCCACACUGUAGCCCACGGAUUGGACACUGGGAAUGGGACCUCUAAGAACCAAGACCAACUUUCUAUUAUUUCGAGUCUUCCUAAUCCGAAGACACUUUUUUAUCCAAAGAGAAUAAUUAAUCUGCUGAAUGGAAAAGGGAACUGUCCAAAGGAAAUCACAAAUGGGAUAAAGUAGGGAUUUUUCUUUUUCGUCCAACUAGGUCUCGGCAGUCAUUAAGCUAAAAUAAUUUAGUAAAUAGGCCUAAUUUGAUUUGUUUAGAAUUUCUGACCAUACAUUGUCACAGGUAGGGUAUUCAUAUAAUGCCCUUUUUUUAGAUACAUAAUUUAAAGAAAAGAGAUUGAAUAGCCUAAAUUAACAUGAGGAUGAAAUUUCCAUCAAAUGCAAAUAUUUGUUGUUAUAUUUUGACAACAAUUUAGUAGUUGUAUAAUUAAAUAUUUCUCCGGGUGGAAAAUAACCGAAGCAUCCUUGUAGCCUACAUAGAUCACAAAGAACCUGAAAAACCUUUAGUAUUAUAGCCUAAGCAACGGAAGUCUAUUGUGUAAAAAUAUUUCUGAAGGUGCGUCUCUAGGGUAUCCGUGCAUGGCGCUAAAAGGUGUUGAAGCAAAUACGUUUUCGGCUUUCUACAAUAGUUACAAUGGCAAAAUGGUUCAAAGACUUUCCCAUCAAUUUGAAGAACGGUACCGACAGGAUCCGCUCUGCCUCUGAAUCAGGGUCCCAGUCACGAACCAAAGCGGGGCUGGUAGCUGGCACCAAGGCAACUAGCUCAAAAGGUAGUCUGCGCAAAAACUCGGGCACAGAUAACGGCGGUGGAGGAAGUGGAGUUGGCUCUUUAUUGUCUGGAAGAAAUCGAAAAAAUUCUGCAAUCGAAUUGGGAAGAAAUGGCUCACCAGGUUCAACAAAAGACGGCAAAGUUUGGGAUAGUCUUAUUCCAGGGAAGAGUCGAAAAAAUUCCAAAGCUGAUAUGGUGUUUGAGGAACACCGGCCAAAAAGUUCUGCUAAUGCCUACAUCAGUCGCCUGAUAAAAGUAGACAAACAGGACAAGAGUCCAAACUUCAACAAUGGUACCACCUGUCAAGUGAUAUCCGAGACAGAGAAAGGACAGACCCAGUGCAAAGCAGAGACGGUGAUCAUACUGGAGGACUAUGCAGAUCCCUUUGACGCCCAGAAAACCAGGGAGCAGAGAGUGGCAGAGAGAGAGGGCGAGAACGAUGGCUACAUGGAGCCAUAUGAUGCCCAGCAGAUGAUAACAGAGAUCAGACGAAGGGGCUCCAAGGACCUGCUAAAGAUGUGUGUCCUGCUGGAGGGGGGCGAAGGGUCCACAGACGAGGACCGCCCUGCCGGGGCCAACCAGAUCUAUGACAUCCCGUACGACGCUGGCACCGAGAGUGACGGAGGAAGUACCAAGACCCCCGUCACCCGUCCAGAGUUAGACCCCCGGCCCUCUGUGGAGUACGAACUGCCCUGGGAGUGGAAGAAGGAGCAGAUAGUGAGGGCCCUGUCAGCUCAGUUUGACAGCGCUGAGCGCCCCUCCCCAACCAAAGAUGAGCCCCCCCACCCCACCCUAACGAGGCAGCCCCAGCAGCAUCUACGACAAAAGAGCUGGAGCCAAAAGAUCCUCAAGUCUUCCCCCACCCUGUCCCCCUCUUCUGCCCCCAGCCUCACUCCGGAGGGAGAGGGGAGCCGUGUCGACCCCAUGCUGCCCCUGGAGAAACAGAACUGGUACCAUGGCUGUGUGACACGCCAAGAAGUAGAAUCUCUACUCCAGACCUGCAAAGAAGCUAGUUUCCUGGUCAGAAACAGUGAAUCAGGAACAAGCAAGUACUCCAUUGCCCUUAAGACGAGCCAAGGCUGUGUGCACAUCAUUGUGGCCCAGACCAAAGAGAACGGUUUCACACUGGACCAGAGCAGCUGUGUGUUCUCCAGCAUCCCAGAGGUGGUGCACCACUAUGGCACCCAGAGGCUGCCUUUCACCGGAGCAGAGCACAUGACCCUCCUGCACCCUGUGCCCCGCCCUCACUGACUGACCCCGCCCCCCACGGCGCCCUCGCCUCUCGCUCUGAUUUUGACCUUCAGUCUCACUUAGAGAAAAAAAAAAUCUCCAGGCAACUGAAUGGCCGUCACAGACCGUUAAAGCACAACCUGAGAGAGAGAGAUGACCCAUUGACCCAUCGAGAUGAACGUCUUUACUCGUGUCCCUCUCUUGCUCAGCCUCUCUGUUGCUCAUCCUCCUCUACCCUGUAUACGUGUUGCCUCCCUGACCCUUUUGGUCUUUCCCAGAGCUGCGAGCUGCUCUUCCAUGCUGCCGUGCCAUCUUAUCCAUUCACUUGCAGCUCAUGCAAAACAGCUUGACGACUACUGUUUUGCAUGUGCACAUGGGAGUAGCUCUGUCCAGAUGGCGUUUUGAUUGGGCAAACAUGGGGGGGGGGGAAAGGGGUUGGUCUGAAGAUUGCUGCUGUUUAUGAUCCUCUAGCUCUCUCUGGUGGAUGUGCUGGCUCACUGCACCAAUUAGACAAACCUAUAUACUAAACUGUGGUGACUCAACAAGAUGGGAGUAUCACACCAUAUCGAAUGAAGAACACACACAGAGACAGAUGAACCUUGAAGUAGAAAUCUUAAGUUAUGGACUUGCGUUUAGAAGUUUAGAAGAGCUAUAUAGUUUCAGAUCUUUCUUUUUUCUUUGUGGUUCUUUGCCUUUGGAGAUACUGUGAAGAAUGCUGUUUGUGUGUGUAGGCAAUAUGCUCUGUAAUCCAUGAUGUCCUAAUGUAAAAGUGCCUUACUAUUUUCAGUAAGUUGGUAUCUGAAAAUGUUAUUGUAGUAGAAACUCAAUCAAAAUAUUAUGAUACAUUUUUGCAUUGUAUUAGUUUAUGACUUCAGCCCCUGGUGCUAUGGAAAAUGACCAAACAAAUGAUAUGUGCCAACUGGUCAUUUGUAUUACAAUUGAUGCUACUGAUGCAACCCUUGAUUCUUGUCUGUUGGUGCGUGCAUGUUGAUACCUACUGUUUUAGCAUGAAUGUGCUGGAUAGCUGAUUUGAAUUAAAACACAAUCCUGGAUUAUCCUCCAAUUGAUGUUUCCUUAUUUUAGGCCACCUGUUGUCAGAUGCAAGGUGGUAUGGGUUAUGUAAGGAUUUU